Messenger RNA from Vicugna pacos (alpaca), 2474 nucleotides. It is a transcript of the gene COMP, whose product is annotated as cartilage oligomeric matrix protein. Gene Ontology annotation, cellular component: extracellular region. The record is from RefSeq and is a predicted model, not a curated record. NCBI's taxonomy places the organism in Eukaryota, Metazoa, Chordata, Mammalia, Artiodactyla, Camelidae. Gene Ontology annotation, biological process: cell adhesion. Gene Ontology annotation, molecular function: calcium ion binding.
CGGGGAUAAAUAGACCGAGCAGGCCUCGUGGGCGACAGAGUAAGCCGCCAUCCAGCUCCCCGCUGCCGUCAUGGUUUUCACCGCCGCCUGCGUUCUCUUGCUCACCCUGGCCGCCCUCGGCGCUUCUGGACAGGGCCAGAUCCCGCUGGGUGCAGACGUGGGUCCGCAGAUGCUGCGCGAACUGCAGGAGACCAACGCGGCGCUGCAGGAUGUGCGGGAGCUGUUGCGGCAGCAGGUCAAGGAGAUCACGUUCCUGAAAAACACUGUGAUGGAGUGUGACGCGUGCGGGAUGCAACCCGCUCGCACCCCUAGACUAACCGUGAGGCCCCUAAGCCAGUGCUCGCCCGGCUUCUGCUUCCCCGGCGUGGCUUGUACCGAGACGGCAAGCGGCGCGCGCUGCGGACCCUGCCCCGCAGGCUUCACGGGCAACGGCUCACAUUGCGCCGACGUCAACGAGUGCAGCGCCCAUCCUUGUUUCCCCCGCGUCCGCUGCAUCAAUACCAGUCCCGGCUUCCGCUGCGAGGCUUGCCCGCCAGGGUACAGCGGCCCCACCCACGAAGGCGUAGGACUGGCCUUCGCCAAGGCCAACAAGCAGGUUUGCACGGACAUUAACGAGUGUGAGACCGGGAAGCAUAACUGCGUCCCCAACUCUGUGUGCGUCAAUACGCCGGGCUCCUUCCAGUGCGGCCCGUGCCAGCCCGGCUUCGUGGGCGACCAGGCAUCAGGCUGCCGUCGGCGCCCACAGCGUUUCUGCCCAGACGGCACGCCCAGCCCCUGCCACGAGAAGGCUGACUGCGUCCUGGAGCGUGAUGGGUCGCGAUCGUGCGUGUGCGCCGUCGGCUGGGCGGGCAACGGGCUCCUCUGCGGCCGCGACACAGACUUGGAUGGCUUCCCUGACGAGAAGCUCCGCUGCUCCGAGCGCCAAUGCCGCAAGGACAACUGCGUGACGGUGCCCAACUCAGGGCAGGAGGACGUGGAUCGCGAUGGCAUCGGAGACGCCUGCGAUUCGGAUGCCGACGGGGACGGCGUCCUUAACGAGGAGGACAACUGCCCGCUGGUGAGGAACCCAGACCAGCGCAAUACGGAUGGCGACAAGUGGGGAGAUGCUUGCGACAACUGCCGGUCCCAGAAGAACGACGACCAGAAGGACACAGAUCAGGAUGGCAAAGGCGACGCCUGCGACGACGACAUCGACGGCGACCGGAUCCGCAACACAGUGGACAACUGCCCCAGGGUGCCCAACUCAGACCAGAAGGACAGUGAUGGCGAUGGUGUAGGGGAUGCCUGUGACAACUGUCCUCAGAAGAGCAACGCAGACCAGAGGGAUGUGGACCACGACUUUGUGGGAGACGCUUGUGACAGCGACCAAGACCAGGAUGGGGAUGGGCACCAGGACUCUCGGGACAACUGCCCCACAGUGCCCAACAGUGCCCAGCAGGACUCAGACCAUGAUGGCCAGGGUGAUGCCUGUGAUGAUGAUGAUGACAACGACGGGGUCCCCGACAGUCGGGACAACUGCCGCCUGGUGCCCAACCCAGGCCAGGAAGAUGUGGACCGGGACGGCGUGGGCGAUGCGUGCCAGGGAGACUUCGAUGCAGACAAGGUGGUGGACAAGAUCGAUGUGUGUCCGGAGAACGCUGAGGUCACCCUCACCGACUUCCGGGCCUUCCAGACGGUCGUGCUGGACCCCGAGGGCGACGCGCAGAUAGACCCCAACUGGGUGGUGCUCAACCAGGGGAUGGAGAUCGUGCAGACGAUGAACAGCGACCCUGGCCUGGCUGUGGGUUAUACCGCCUUCAAUGGCGUGGAUUUUGAAGGCACAUUCCACGUGAACACGGUCACGGAUGAUGACUACGCCGGUUUCAUCUUUGGCUACCAGGACAGCUCCAGCUUCUACGUGGUCAUGUGGAAGCAGAUGGAGCAGACUUAUUGGCAGGCAAACCCUUUCCGUGCGGUGGCAGAGCCUGGCAUCCAGCUCAAGGCUGUGAAGUCCUCCACAGGCCCUGGGGAGCAGCUUCGGAAUGCACUGUGGCACACAGGGGACACAGCAUCACAAGUGCGACUGCUGUGGAAGGACCCCCGCAACGUGGGCUGGAAGGACAAGACAUCCUACCGCUGGUUCCUGCAGCACCGGCCCCAAGUGGGCUACAUCAGAGUGCGUUUCUAUGAGGGCCCUGAGCUGGUGGCAGACAGUAAUGUGGUUUUGGACACGACCAUGCGUGGCGGCCGCUUGGGAGUCUUCUGCUUCUCCCAGGAGAACAUCAUCUGGGCCAACCUGCGCUACCGCUGCAACGACACCAUCCCCGAGGACUACGAAGUCCAGCGGCUGCUGCAGGCCUAGGGAAGGGGUGGGAACCCGCCACUGGAUGACAGCCACCCUCACAGCUGCCCUCACUGUGGCAGGCCAUCAGCACCGGCCGGAGGUGGAGGGAGAGGAGCUCAGAGAGGACAAAAUAAAGCAUGUGUGUGGCGGA